AUGAGUGAGGCGGAUAAGGAGGAGGAUGGGGGGUGCGGAUUAGGCUCAUUAUAUGAACCAAGAUCUAAAAUGGAAGAGAAGAGGAGGAGGGAGAGGGGGGCAGCAGCAUCAGUAUCAGUAGCAUUAGUACCAAUAACAACAAUCUCUGCAUCACCAGCAGCAGCAGCAGCAACAACAACAACAACAACAACAACAACACCUCCAACAGUCUACCAACGAUUAAUUGGCGACCGUGUUAAACCAACAUUCCCAUUAAGACAAGUGCAACGCAUUAGAAAUAAAACGUCAUUCCUGUUGAGAAGACAUACAAAUGGCGACGAAGCACUACAAGCAGAGGUUCAUCAACACAUGUAG
Molecule: messenger RNA, 354 nt
Organism: Cavenderia fasciculata
Lineage: Eukaryota; Evosea; Eumycetozoa; Acytosteliales; Cavenderiaceae
Exons: 2
Coding region: 1-354 (117 amino acids)
Source: RefSeq, a predicted model, not a curated record